UCAUCGGUCCAGCUUUUGUCUCUGAGUUCAUCUUUCUGCUUCACUGGCUUUCUCUCUCUUCCCACUUUCUUCUUCCUCCUCCUUCAUACUCCUUCAAAACAAUAGUCAACUCAGAACCGCCUGGUAGCCAGAGUCCUAGAUCUCUCUAUCUUCUCGCCCUCGACACCGUCAGGGCCGGGUGAUCCAUCGUCGUUACGGGUCAGCUUCGUUUAUUUUUGCACGUCUAUGGUUUUCCGGUGAUCCCGACGUCGAUCUUGCCCUCUACACCCUCACCGCCGCGCGUUCCUUCCUCAUCAAGCAGCAUAUUUAUCUGAAAUCGAAAGCUGAAAACGUGUUCACCAACCAAAUGGCCCUAAGAGCGCUUGUUACUUUGAAGCGAGCGAGAGCCAGAGCCGGGGCAUAGGGAAGAGAUCGUCGACUUCGCUGCCGAUCAUGGUAGGGCAACCCCGGGUCAGAGGCCGCCAAGCAUCUUCGAGAGCAAAGCCCACUCUGCUUCUGCUUUAAGCCCUUGAUUUUCUUAGCAAGACUCUCUCUCUCUCUCUCUCUCUUCUGAAGCUUGGCAUUCUAGAGAAGCACAUGUACCAUCAGCUAAUCUAAUGGCUGUUUCUUCGAAUAUGAAAAGGAAUUAUCAUGUGUUCCUCAGUUUUAGAGGGACAGAUGUCCGCCAAGGCUUCCUCAGUCAUCUCUACGCGGCUCUGGACCAUAAAGGAAUAUACACUUUUGUGGAUAGCGAGGAGCUUAGGAAAGGAGAAGAAAUAUCGUCGGCGCUCAUGAGGGCGAUUGAGGAAUCGGACGUUGCGAUCAUCGUUUUCUCUAAGAAGUCUAAGAAGUACGCUUCCUCAUGGUGGUGUUUGGAAGAGCUCUUGAAAAUCAUGGAGUGCAAGGAGAUAAACGGCUUGAUGGUGUUCCUAGUGUUUUACAAAGUGGAACCCAGAGAAGUGAGAGAGGGGAGAGAGAGUUAUAAGAGAGCUAUGGAUAGCCAGGAGUACAUGUCCGGGAAGAAUUCAGGGAAAGUGAAGAGAUGGAAGGAGGCUCUCUCUGAAGCCGGUAGCUUGUCUGGGUGGGAGUUGAAUGACAGAGAUGAAGCGGAUCUCAUACAAUGCAUCGUAAAGGAAUUAUCGAUUCGUCUCAACCGAACACCAUUACAUGUCGCUAAGUAUCCGGUUGGAAUAGAUUCUCAAGUUCAACAACUGAUAUGGUUUUCACAGAAAGAGUCGGCUGAUGAUGAUGUUCUAAUGAUAGGUCUAUGGGACCUGGAGGCAUAGGGAAGACAACAAUUGCCAAGGCCCUAUAUAAUGCUAUGAUGAGACAAUUUCAGGCUUGUAGUUUUUUGGAGCAAGUUAGAGAAAAAUCAAACCGAAGCGAUGGUCUUAUUACUUUACAAAAGGAUCUUCUAUCUGAGAUCCUAGUUAAUCCUUUAACGGUCUACAGUGUCGCUAGAGGAAUUAGUUUGAUACAAGAAAGACUAUGUUGCAAGAAGGUUCUCCUGGUUCUUGAUGAUGUUGACCAUAUGAAUCAACUGAAUGCAUUAGCUGGAAAAGGCAAUUGGUUUGGAAAAGGAAGUAGAAUCAUUGUUACAUCAAGAGAUAAACAAUUGCUGACUUCUCAUGGCAUAAAUUGUGUGUAUGAAAUUGAAACUUUAGGAUGCCAUGAAGCGCAAUAUCUUUUUAGUCUGUAUGCUUUCCCAAAUAGCAAGAGUGUUGAAAUAAGAAGGGAUCUCAUAGAUAAAGCACUGCAUUAUGCCAACAGACUUCCAUUAGCCCUGGAAGUGUUGGGCUCAUUCUUAUGUGGAAGAAAGGAACCUGCAUGGGAAAGUACGUUGCAUAAACUCUCCAAAAUUCCUGAACCAACUAUCAAUCGAGUUCUCAAGAUAAGCUUCGAUGGAUUGGAGAACAACGAGAGGGAGAUUUUUCUCGAUAUUGCUUGUUUCUUUAAGGGGAAAAAUAUAAAGUACAUCAAGGAAGUUCUUGAUAGCUGUGGUUUUCACACAGCCAUAGGAAUAGAUAUUCUCAUCGAAAGGUCCUUGAUAAAAAACCAAUAUGAGACCUUGCAAAUGCAUGAUUUGGUUCAGUUGAUGGGUACGAAUAUUGUUAAACAAGAAUGUCACGAUGAUCCUGGGAAACGCAGCAGAUUAUGGCUUUUGGAAGAUGUUGAGGACAUUUUUUAUCAUAAUACGGGGACGGAUGCUGUAAAGGCCAUGGUAUUGCGCUUGGCCCCACCAGAAGCGAUAAUCAUCAGUCCUGAUGCUUUUACAAAUAUGAAAAGGUUGAGAAUACUCAUUUUGCUUGGAGGGCGUAUCUCUUCACAGGCUCAAGUACGUCUCCCUAACAAGCUAAGAUGGCUUGAAUGGUCCAAUGCCCCGAAUCUGGAAUUUGGCUCUGGUCCAAAUAAACUCGUGGGACUCCAUGUCCAGGAAAGUCAUAUCAAACAAUUAGUGGGCAACUUUCAGAAUUUUAGAAAGCUGAAGUCCAUUGAUCUCUAUGAAUGCAAGUCCUUGGUUUGUAUUCCUGAUCUGUCAUCAGCUCCAAAUAUGGAGAAAUUGAUUCUUAAUGGGUGUGAGAGGUUGGUGGAGGUUCACCCAUCUAUUGGAGAUCUUGUCAAGCUGGAAGUUUUGUUGCUAGGAGGGUGCUUUAAUCUUAGAAAUUUUCCUAACACGCUGAAGACUAAAUCUCUUCGAAUCCUUGAGCUCUAUGGUUGCUCUAAACUUGAGAAGUUCCCAGAUAUAGACGGAAAGAUGAAACAUUUGGAAGUACUUCCUCUAUGUGGUACGGCUAUUAAAGAACUCCUUGCAUCAAUUGAAAAUCUUGUCUCUGUGACGUUGAUAAAUUUAUCAUUUUGCAAAAACCUCAUGAGGCUUCCGUCGCACAUUUAUAAGUUGAAAAAUCACAAGUAUUUAAAUCUUGUGGGCUGCUUGAAUUUAAUCACGUUUCCAAAAAACAUGGAGGAUUCAACUAAUCCCAAUGGCCGUCUGGGAUUCCAAAACCUAUCCAGCCUAGAUCUUUACGGUUGCAAUCUAUCAGAAUUAGAGUUCCUUGAGAGUUCUUCCAGUUUUCCCAGCUUGCUGUACCUAAACCUUUCAUAUAACAUGUUUACUCAUUUGCCGACAUGCAUCGACAAGUACUAUCGUUUGAGGAGAUUGGGUGUUGAGAGAUGCGAGCUACUACAAGAGAUUCCUCAGCUUCCACCAAAUAUUACUAUGCUAUCAGCAUGUAAUUGCAAAUCCUUGCAAAAACUCCCAGAUUUGCUGUGGGAUUCGGAUUUGGGUGACUUGACUUCAUGUGAAUUAUUCCGCGAAGGAGUCAAUAUGGAUGACGUGCCUGAUUUCCCAUCACUCUCUCUCUCUCUCUCUCUCUCUCUCUACAUAUAUAUACUUAAAUGCUUGAUAUGCGUACCCUCUAUGUGACAGAUGCGCUGGCUCGACGUUGUUAUAAGUGGAAGAGAGAUGCCUAAAUGGAUUCAACCCUAUGAAGAGGAUUUCAUAUUUUUCAUGAUUCCACAGGACUUGUAUGAUGAGAUUAAAGGACUAGCACUCUGUGUUGUUCUUAGCCCGGAGGAAGGAAAAGUGGUCGACGUUUUAUGUCAUUUAACAGUACUUGUUAAUGGCCAAGAAGCGAUGUCUUGGAGUAAAGAAUUUUGGUCAAUGGAAUCUGACCAUGUGUGGCUUUAUUAUGAUUCACACUUUUUUAAGCCUUCAGUGAAGGGGCCUUUAGUGAGGUGGCGUUUGCAAAAUGAUUGUAGCCAUUUCCAAGUUUUUUUCAAAGCACAACAGGGAAGCAUAAAGAAGUGUGGAUUCUGUCCAAUAUUUGAAGAAAAGGAGGAUGAUCCGAGGGUGGUGUUCCUAGCACCACCAGCUGAUGGAAGCAAUGUGAACGUUUUCUCGGAAGACUCAGAAGAAGAUAAUUCAAUAGACACCGAGGAAGAAGAUACUCCACUUGAAACAGAUGAAGAGGAAAGCUCAUCACCUUUAACAAAGAAGAUAAGACGGUCUUAACUACGGUGAGACUUUGGGUUCAAUGUCUUUGCUUUUCCCUUUUCUGGACCUCUACUAGAGAUUUGCAAGUGUCUGCUCCUUCAAUUAGAAUUCAAGAUCAUUAUAAUACAGAGGUUUCGCACCA
Eucalyptus grandis is the source of this 4115-nucleotide messenger RNA. Its product is annotated as disease resistance protein RUN1. Gene Ontology annotation, biological process: defense response. The transcript is spliced from 4 exons. The coding region runs from base 1247 to 3403 and encodes 718 amino acids. Lineage: Eukaryota; Viridiplantae; Streptophyta; Magnoliopsida; Myrtales; Myrtaceae. The record is from RefSeq and is a predicted model, not a curated record. Gene Ontology annotation, molecular function: ADP binding.